UUUGUGUGCGUAAUUGCGUGACGGCAGAAGUUCUGAAAAAAAUAAAAUUAUUUUUAAUUUCUGAUUUUAAGCGCUAGAAAUAUUAAAAGAUGGGCUCUCGCAACGAAUGUCGCAUUUAUGUUGGAAACUUACCCCCAGAUAUUCGCACCAAAGAUAUCCAGGAUCUGUUUCACAAGUUUGGCAAAGUCACAUUUGUCGAUUUGAAGAAUCGGCGUGGUCCGCCAUUUGCAUUUGUCGAAUUCGAAGACGCGCGCGAUGCGGAUGAUGCGGUUAAGGCUCGUGAUGGCUACGACUAUGACGGUUAUCGCCUUCGCGUCGAGUUUCCACGAGGUGGCGGUCCGGGCAGCUACCGCGGCAACAAUCGCAACGAUCGCAGUCGCGACGGCGGCGGACGCAUGGGUGGCCGUGGACCACCAGCUAAGCGCUCACAGUACCGCGUCAUGGUAACGGGCUUACCCGGAUCCGGAUCGUGGCAGGACCUUAAGGAUCACAUGCGCGAGGCAGGCGAUGUGUGCUUUGCUGACACUUACAAGGAUGGCUCUGGCGUAGUGGAGUUCUUGCGUCACGAGGACAUGAAGUAUGCCAUCAAGAAGUUGGAUGACUCGCGUUUCCGUUCACAUGAGGGCGAGGUCGCCUACAUACGGGUGCGUGAGGAUAGCGGCGAUAAUGAACGCGGAGGUGGAGGAGGAGGCGGCGGCGGUGGCAGUCGUGAUUAUCGCGAUAGGUCACGUUCAAGGUCGUUCUCAUCGCGACCUCGUCGCCGCGGCACACCAACAUAUUCCCCGGUGCGUCGUCAAUCCUAUUCCAGGUCUCGCUCACGCUCUAAUUACUAAAUUACACAAUCAUUAUCCAUUAAUCUUAAUAUUUCUUACGAGCAGGACAAAUUAGGAAAAGCAAGCUAAACUAUCAAGACACAACCCCGCCCCCAUUUAAAAAAAUACUUAUACUUACCGUUUGUUUAAUCAUACAAACUGAUUGUGAGAAGAUCGCUCGAUCAGUGAAAUAUCAAGAAAACUUUAAAUCCAGACUGGAGAAAUCCAAAUGCGAAUCAAAAAAUUAGAGAAACCAACAACAAACACUUGCUUUACUCUCAGUGCAGAGAUAUUCUUUUAAAUUAUUAUUUAAUGCAUUCAAAAACAAAUACAAAUACACAUUUGACAAAUUAAUUUUUAACGAUAUAAUUAUAAUGGUAGGAAAGGUUGCUUAGCCAUUCCUUAUUUUAAACAUUUGGUUGCAUUCAGAAAGCAUAAUUUAUCAGAAUUUAUCUCACAUACCUGCAAGCUUAACAACAAGAGAAACCCACAUUUAUUAAGAAUAAAUAUAUGUAAAUGUAAACAAAAACAAAAAUGAACACAAUUUUCUGUGAAGAACAUUUAUACAAAUUAUUAAUAUUUCAUUUUAUUUUUCUUCUCUUCCCCAUUUUUGCGCGUUUAUGUUUGGAGUAUAAUGAGGAUUGUUGGAGAAGGAGGAAGGAUAAGGAUGAGGAUGAGGAGGAAGAGGAAGGAUAAUUUUGAUAAUGAUGGUGAAGUGGAGUGUUAUGUGGAUUUGCAGUAAAUUAGUGUGGUAGCAGGAUAUUUGCAAAGCAUAAUUGUCUUAAAAAAAAAAAACUUAUCAGGAAUCAAAAGGAUUUGGAUAUUAGGAAUCAUAAAAGGAUUUGGAUAUUAGGAAGUUUCAUUCAUCUUUACAUGAAUGAAAUGUUAAACGCUAGGACAACGUGGGAUGCAGUUUCCCCAUGGCACUCGGAGGAGGACAUGAUUCUGAUUCUAAUCUCCUUUGCUCUUACUAUUCGGAACCCCUUCGGUGCUUCGUUACAUCUUUUGGGUUUGUGUGUUUUCGAUUCGGAUUAAAGUCAUUUUGUGGG
Drosophila innubila is the source of this 1861-nucleotide messenger RNA. RefSeq names its product serine/arginine-rich splicing factor 1 (gene SF2). The transcript has 4 exons. The coding region runs from base 90 to 833 and encodes 247 amino acids. The record is from RefSeq and is a predicted model, not a curated record. Lineage: Eukaryota; Metazoa; Arthropoda; Insecta; Diptera; Drosophilidae. Gene Ontology annotation, molecular function: mRNA binding. Gene Ontology annotation, cellular component: cytoplasm; ribonucleoprotein complex; nucleus.